CAAACCUCCGGUCGGUGAACACUCUGCCCGGCGCUGUAUCUGAAGUGAAUUUCCAAAUACUGUUGACCACGCGUGGUAAUUAGUGAUCGACAAAAAGUGAGGAACGUUCUCUCUAAUUUCAUACAGUGUGUACCGUGUGCCGUCUGUGUGAGUGGAUUCAGGAUUAUUUGUGGGAAUUCUGCAAAGCCCAACAAAGAACUUACCGUGCAAUUGGUCUGGUCGCUGGCAACGGCCUUCAGAAAACUCACUGGCACUGUUUGCAAACGUAAAAGUUUCACCACCACCAACUUUCCGUAAGGAAGCCGUACUUCCGAGUAGUGGAUCGAGCCGGAGAGCAAACGUUGCCGCGGCGGCCACAGAUCUGUUGAAACAUCAACGUCAGCACCACAACCACAACCGGAGCCACACAGUCCGAGGGUCCUUCCGUCAGGAUGCAGUCGAACCAACCGAACAAGCGCCGGGAGAGCCAUACGCCCGCGGUCAAGCGCCGCAUGUCCCGGCACGGCUCGGUCCUGAUUGAAACGGCACCGCGGGAGCUACCGUGGGAUCUGAUCGAUCGGCUGCUGGUCCCGAUUAUUUGCUGCCACGCGGCAGCAAUUCUCAUUUCCGGUGCGCUGAAUCUGCUGCGAAUUUCCCAGGUGUCCGCCUUCGUACUGUUCAUCCUGUUCACCAUCCUGACCGUCAGCGGGGCCCUGAUCUACCACAGUCUCAAGAUUUCGCCCCUGGGAAAGGCGGUCCUGAUUACUGGCUGCGAAUCGCCGCUCGCCCGUUCCCUGGCCAAGCGCCUCGAUGACCUUGGGUUCACCGUGUUUGCGGCCUUCAAGCAGCUGCAGGACAGCGACGACGCAACGAUGCUGAAGGCCGUCUCGUCCGGCCGCCUCAGGCUGCUCCAGCUGAACGUCACCAGCGAGGUGGAGAUGUUGGAGGCAUCGCUCUUCGUGACCGAAAACCUGCCGACGGACGGUGAACCGGGCCUGUGGGCGCUGAUCCACUGCGACCUGUGGUGUGCCCUCGGCGAACUGGAGUGGGUUCCGUUUCCGGUGAUGCGCAAAUCGUUCGACAUCAACGUGCUCGGUGCCUCCCGAUUGACGCAGGUGAUGUUGCCGCUGAUUCGCCGCACCAACGGGCGGGUAGUGUUCCUGUCGUCCGCGCUGGCCCACCUUCCGUCACCGGUACGCGGAGUCCAGUGUGCCACGCAGGCUGCCAUCGAGGGCCUCGCGUCGUGCCUGCGCCACGAGCUGAAGCCGCGCAACGUCGGUGUGUCGAUCAUCUGCGCCAGUGAAUUCGCGGCCGGAAACGCGUGGCUCGACGACAAGGAUAUGCGCGAGCAGGCCAAGGAGAUGUGGGCAUCGCUGAGCGAGGAACAGAAGGAGACGUACGGCGAGGACUACUUCGAGCAGGCGAUCCGCUCACUGGAACCGUACUACCGUGGGGAUGGGGACUUCCACUCAACGAUCCGUGCCAUGACCGAUGCCAUCACGCGCACCUUCCCGAUGUUCCGCUACACGCCGCUGACACGCUACGAAAAGCUAAAAACCAUCAUCGCCGAACACCUUCCGAAUCCGCUGUACGAAAUGCUGUACAAAGCCUAAGAAGGACCCCGGAAGGACCGAGUCGCGAGUAGACGUGACACGUAGGCGCCCUAGUAGCCGCUGUAACAAGAUGGGAGGAGCUUUUGCUUUGUGUUUCGUUCGUGACCUUUCGUAGCCGUGUUUAGAGAAUAGAAUACGUUUUAGAACAGGUUUUGUGUAUCUUUGUGCCAUUUCGACCCUGUUCCUGUGUCGAACGAGUCUCUUGUGUUUGCAAUAAAAU
Molecule: messenger RNA, 1812 nt
Organism: Anopheles cruzii
Lineage: Eukaryota; Metazoa; Arthropoda; Insecta; Diptera; Culicidae
Product: D-beta-hydroxybutyrate dehydrogenase, mitochondrial
Exons: 7
Coding region: 432-1592 (386 amino acids)
Source: RefSeq, a predicted model, not a curated record